AUGUCUCAACAACAUACUUCUGUUUUUCUUUGGAGUUCAUCUAUCAUUACUGUCAUGGCCUUCAAGAGGAAUUUUCAUGUGAGCAGUUAUCGCCAAGCUGUUGAGGAUGAUGUUGGGAUAUUUAAAGCCGUGGUAAUUGUUGGCUUUGUUAUCAUGUUUUGCAGGUGGUGGAAACAUGAGGUUAUGAUGGUGACUCGAAGACGAAGUGGAAAGCUGGAAAGCUUGGUAGUGUGA
Molecule: messenger RNA, 234 nt
Organism: Lathyrus sativus (Indian pea)
Lineage: Eukaryota; Viridiplantae; Streptophyta; Magnoliopsida; Fabales; Fabaceae
Source: the annotation of a GenBank genome assembly